This is a messenger RNA of Vollenhovia emeryi, 969 nucleotides long. RefSeq lists its product as uncharacterized. The record is from RefSeq and is a predicted model, not a curated record. The transcript is spliced from 3 exons. Bases 159 to 968 code for a protein of 269 amino acids. NCBI's taxonomy places the organism in Eukaryota, Metazoa, Arthropoda, Insecta, Hymenoptera, Formicidae.
AAACGGUCCGGAAGCCCGCUGUACCACAGUAGGAGAUUUUAUACGAGAUCGAGAACUAAGAAUACGUUGGGACUCACGAACGCAUCGUUAGACAAGAAGUUCGUAUUUAUCAUCCAGUUUCUUCGUGUCCUGAUAGGCCUUAAGAUUUCCUUAGAAGAAUGAAUCAGUACGUUCCUCUGAGUAUAUCGUGCAAGAAACAGUGUAACGUCAAUCGUCGUUACACGCCGUAUGUUCCUCAAAGUAGUUAUACGCCAUCCAUUCCUCAAAGUUAUACACCAUCCGUUUCUCGAGAUAAAACUGUUUCGUGCAAGAAACAACAUGAUGCUUCCGAUAAACCUUGCUACACGCCUCGUAUCAUGAGCAGGAGAUUCGCCCUGACAUCCACUGCAUACAAAUACUUGAAUGUUGGAAUCUGCGUGGUAUCUGGUGCAUCCUAUGUGGAAAUCAUUCUCGGCGACAAUCGCGGAAAUCGGAUGGCGUUAGAUUAUUCAAUAUGGACGGAAUUGAACAAGAAACGCACAGAAAUUGAGCAGCUCUUGAAAACAGCAGAUGCAUCAUCGCCAUCAUCAUCGAUGCAUAUUAACGAUUUAGUUUUAGAACUCGUCACAAUGUACGACGGAAAAAUUGUAAAGCUAACAUUUAACAAUACUUGCAUGUAUAUGAAAGUACCAACUGUAUUAUUUUUAUUCCAGCUCGAACAUUGUGUCGAGCACGUAUAUCGCAAACUGUGUGACAUGUUAGGCGAAAUAGAUCAAAGCUUCGAUCAACUUGUGAGCUGCUUACGUGGCAAUUUGAUCGGUGUCGAAAAAGACGAUGCAGUUAGAAUGCUGCACAACUGGUAUGACAAAUCUUCGGCCAUAGAUUGUGAACUAAUAGCAUAUGUCGUAGAUGAAAUUAUUGCUGAGGCUUUUAAACGAGAUGAGAACGAUAAAUUUAUAAUUGAAAAUAAAAAUUUAUUGUUUGACUAAC